CACGUAAGGUUUGAGUAAUAAAAACUAUUCUAUCGACUAUUGUUGUACCGAAUCUCUCGAAUGUAAUUCAAAAAGAUUCAAUGAUUCUAAAUUCAAUGGCUAAGAAGAUUUAUACAAACUCUCAUUCCCUAUUUUAUCCCCUUAGGGGUGGAAUUUAUCAAAAUCCUUUUAAAGGGACGUUUACGUCAUAAUAUCCAUCUGCACGCCGAAUUUCAACCCGAUCGGUGUAAAACUGACAAAGCUUCAUACAAACGUUCAUCCCCUACAUUACCCCAUUGGAGGUGGAAAUAAUCAAAAUCCUUACUUGGGGAUGCCUACGUCAUAACAUCUACCUGCAUGCCGAAUUUCAUCGGCAUCGGUGUAAAACUGACAAAGCUUCGUAUAAACUUUCACCCCCUAUUUUACCCCCUUAGGGGUGGAAAUGAUCAAAAUCCUUUCUUAGCGGAUGCUUAUAUGAUAACAUCUAUCUGCAUGUCAAAUUUCAACCCGAUCGGUUUAAAACUGACAAAGUCCCAUACAAACUUUCAUCCCCUAUUUUACCCCCUUAGGGGUGGAAAUGAUCAAAAUCCUUUCUUAGCGGAUGCUUAUAUGAUAACAUCUAUCUGCAUGUCAAAUUUCGAAGCGAUCGGUUUAAUCGAUCGGGUUGAAAUUUGA
Molecule: messenger RNA, 654 nt
Organism: Spodoptera littoralis (African cotton leafworm)
Lineage: Eukaryota; Metazoa; Arthropoda; Insecta; Lepidoptera; Noctuidae
Source: the annotation of a GenBank genome assembly